UUCUCUCUCCUCUCACGUUCUUCUCCUUGUUUCUUCUUCUUCCUCUUCCUCUCGAAGCAAUCGAAAAACAAGCAUUUUCCAAAUUUCUCUGCAAAAUGAAGAGAUUUUUUGUAAAUCUUCUGUUUUUCCUCUCGAUCUCUUCUCUAUUCAUUUCAUUAACAUCCGCAGAAAUAAAAAAUUUAGAGAUCCGUGCAGAUUCAAGACCAAUGAUCUUAUUCGAACGAUUCGGUUUCACUCAUACCGGCCACGUUAAUGUUAAAGUAACAGAUGUACAAUACUCUUCAUCUGUUUCACAACCAGAUCCAUCUCGAUUAGGUUUUUUUCUUCUCUCAGAAGAAGCCCUAAUUCAAGUAAUCAUAGAAAGUGAACAAAACCCUAAUUUCUGUGUUCUUGAUAGUCAUUACAUUCUCUCGUUAUUCACUUUUAAAGAAUUAAAUCCACCUCAGAGUAAUUCUUACAAUAAUUCAUUCCCUGUUACUGUUCCUAAUGAGUACAGUCUUUUCUUUACAAAUUGUGUACCACAAUGUCAAGUUAAUAUGGAUGUUAGAACAGAGAUCUACAAUGUUGAUAAUGGUGUUGACAAGGAUUAUCUACCAGCAGGUCAGACUAAACUACCUAUGAUGUAUUUUGUGUUUUCAUUAGCUUAUUUUGUCUUCUUAGUUGGCUGGAUUUAUGUUUGUAUUACAAAUAAGCAUUCGGUUCAUCGAAUUCAUCUUUUGAUGGCGGGGUUAUUGUUGAUGAAAGCAUUGAAUUUGAUAUCUGCUGCUGAGGAUAAACAUUAUGUUAAGGUUACUGGGACGGCUCAUGGAUGGGAUGUGUUGUUUUACAUUUUCCAGUUUAUUAGGGUAACGUUGUUGUUUACUGUGAUUGUGUUGAUUGGAACUGGUUGGUCGUUUUUGAAGCCAUUUUUACAAGAGAAAGAGAAGAAGGUGUUGAUGAUUGUGAUUCCCUUACAAGUUUUAGCCAAUUUAGCUUCAGUUGUGAUUGGAGAAACUGGUCCUUUUAUCAAAGAUUGGGUAACUUGGAAUCAAGUUUUCUUGUUGGUUGAUAUCGUUUGUUGUUGUGCAAUUAUAUUCCCAAUCGUAUGGUCGAUCAGAUCAUUGAAAGAAACAUCGAAAAUGGAUGGGAAAGCUGCGAGGAAUUUGGCUAAGUUGACACUAUUUAGACAAUUUUAUAUAGUUGUGAUUGGGUAUUUGUAUUUCACGCGAAUAGUGGUGUUUGCAUUGAAAACAAUUUCUGCAUACAAGUAUCAAUGGGUUAGUACUGCAGCUGAAGAAACAGUGAGUUUGGCAUUCUACAUGGUAAUGUUCUAUAUGUUUAGACCAGUUGAGAAGAAUGAGUAUUUUGUGCUUGAUGAGGAGGAAGAAGAAGCUGCACAGCAGAUUUUGCAAGACGAAGAAUUCGAGCUUUGAAGAGUUUUGCAGACAGGCAUCAGUAUAUUUUACUGUUGUUGUCUGUCAAAGUUUGAGUUAGCAUAGCUAACAGUAGAACUGCUCGGUUUGGUGUAGUAUGGCGAGUCCCCUUUACCACAUCUCUUUCCUGUAAUAAGGCCAACAGACAUCUUGUUUAGUGUUUGGGUUGUGGUUGCUGGAACCUUGUUGUAUGCCAUUUUGAUGUGUGCUAAAGCACAGAAGUAAAAGCAUUGUUUUUGUUUCUUCUUUUUUCAUUUUAUGGUUCUUGUUUCAUUUUCAUUUGGUUAAUAGAAAGUUCCUGUGAAUGUACUUCUUUUAUGCUUUUAUAACAUGAGACUGAACAAGCCGUGAUAUGAAA
Molecule: messenger RNA, 1770 nt
Organism: Papaver somniferum (opium poppy)
Lineage: Eukaryota; Viridiplantae; Streptophyta; Magnoliopsida; Ranunculales; Papaveraceae
Product: protein GPR107-like
Exons: 1
Coding region: 96-1412 (438 amino acids)
Biological process (GO): transport
Cellular component (GO): membrane; Golgi apparatus
Source: RefSeq, a predicted model, not a curated record